AUGGCCGCAGCGGUGAUAGUAGAGGCCAGCAUCAACGAUUUCGAGCUGCCAUUUCUUCCCGCGGAUCCGACCAAUCUCGGUUCUUAUGGGACGAAAUUUCUUGUGGGUUUCAUGCAAAACAUAAUUCCACGAGAUGCAGUAAGACCUGUACCUGAUGCAUACCUACUGGUGACGACCAGUGAGACUGGAGUGGUGGAGUUUGAGGUGACAACCAUGUUUGGUGGUGUGCAAAGCUCCAGCACAUAUACAGUGGAUUCAACUGCACUGACACGAGUCAACUUUCCAGCUGAUGACGUCUAUGUGACAAAUAUUCAGUCGAGGGAUAGAGCUAUUUUGGUGCAAACUAGUAACAACAAGAAGAUAGCCAUCAAAGUUGUCAACGAUGAAUUUCGCUCUACUGACGGAUUUGUUGCUCUCCCAUGCGAUGGAAUGACUGUACCAUCAGAUUUUCGCACAUAUGAAUAUCUCAUUCUCUCCACUAAUCAAGACACGACAGACACGUCAGGAAGCAGACCCAGAUCUAGUCAGUUUCUUGUCAUUACUUGUGAUGAUGACACGGAGGUUGAAAUAGCCCCAUCAACUGCAAUCAGUGGAAGUGGUGCCUUUGAAGACACACGAUUUGGUCCAGGAGAAACAGAAGCAUCAUCAAACUGGCGAGUCAACACAAACAACAACCUAAUACCUGCACAACAGACGCUCUUGAUCUCAAUUACCAAUCAAGACCUUACUGGGACUGUGGUACAGGGAAACAAGCCAUUGGUAGUAAUUUCUGGUCAUCAGUGUGGACAAGUUACUGAGAGAGUCACAGCAUGUGACCACAAUGCAGCUCAGAUACCUCCACACACAACAUGGGGCUACACGUUCCUGCUUAACCCUCUUAGUGGAAGACGAAGUGGAGACUUGUAUCGUUUUGCAACCCUCCAGGACAACACUGACGUUACCAUCACAUGUGUGGAUGCUGGAAGCAGUACUGCAACAGUAGAGUAUACAGAAACUCUGAGUUCUGCUCAAGGUUCUAACUGGGGACAGUUUGUCACUCACUCAGUAAGUUGUGGCCCUUCACACGUCGAACAAUAUUGCUGCUUGGAAUCCUCCAAUCCUGUCGUACUAGCUCAGUACAGCUAUGGUUACACAAGUGAUGCAACAUGCAAUGGAGGAGAGUUUGGAGACCCCUUCAUGAGUGUCAUUCCUCCAAUAGUUCAGUAUCUCCACCUUUACCAUCUUGUUCCAGUCAACAUUUCAUCUGGACCUAUUGCCAAUCAUUUCUUCAGUGUUUCUGUUCCAGUGAGAUACUUUCAAACGGACAGAAUUAUGUUGGACGAUGCCACAUUGGAGCUUGAUGCUACUCUGUGGCAAGCCAUCUACUGUAGCACUGGAGAGAUAUGUGGAUAUGGCAUUACAAAGGACUUUGACAAUCAGUACCAUUCUCUCUUCCAUGCUGAUGCCAAUGCGGCCAUUUUUGUUCACACCUAUGGCUUCAGCAUUCAAAAUUCCUAUGCCAUAGCUGGUGGAAUGGAACUCCAACCAAUUGCUGGUACAAUCAUCAGUUGUACUGUGCCUGCCGACUGUGUGGUGGAAGGAAGUUUAGUCACUGUCACCUGUACCAGAUCUCUGGACCGAUCGGAACAGAGCAGGAUUCGAGUCGACACUGCAGAUGGUUCUGCCACAGCCCCAGCCGACUACACUACACUCGACAUACCUGAGAACCGACCAAGCUUCUUUGCCGACAAUGUUCUGAACUACAGAGGAGGGGACAGACAGGAUACAGUGAUAUCGUUUGAUGUCCAAGUUGCCAGCGACAGUGUUGACGAACCUCCCGAAAUUUUCUAUAUCGACGUUACUUCUGUCAGAACUGCUAUUGUCGUGACACCCAGAGUUACCGUGACCAUCUGUGGAGUUGGCGGGUGUGACAUUCUUGAUGAUCCAGAGAAUGGCGAGGUAGUGACAACAGGUUUGGCACCAUCAGAUACAGCAACUUACACCUGCAACUCGGGGUACGAGUUGAUUGGAACACGGGUUCGAACCUGCGGCACUGACGGAGAGUGGACCGACGUACCUCCGACUUGUAGACGCGUUUGUCCUACUCUUGGUAACCCUGUCAAUGGA
Messenger RNA from Geodia barretti, 2106 nucleotides. NCBI's taxonomy places the organism in Eukaryota, Metazoa, Porifera, Demospongiae, Tetractinellida, Geodiidae. The record is from the annotation of a GenBank genome assembly.